AUGGUUGCCUUGCGCAAUGCUCAUGUUCGGCGCUAUGUCCUUCAGUGCCAUUUCUUCUGCUUUUGGCAUUUCGCAGCGCGAACCUUACAGUUCUCUGCCCUGCCGCCGAAUACAAAGAUUCAGAAGGGCAUUACCCAACCACAACCCGUUCAGAGCGAUGUUCCCGAGAAUGUCAAGGCCUUCGCACGAGCUUUGGAUGAUGCAGAGCUGGAAGGGCAAAUUCUCAGAACGGAAACGGGCAGUUUCAAGUUGCAAAACGUUUCUGAAAUUUGGGACGAGAAGCAGUUCUACGUGGACAUCAUCCAUCUGUUUCAGAAGGGCAAAGAGCCCAAAGAGGUGGAUGUCAAGACUUUGAAGUCAGCGCCUGCACAAGCUUUGUAUAUCAUGGAUGCCGACAUUGAUGUGGAACAUAGGGUCUUUUGCCAGUCUUUGUGGAUUACCUCUGCAGCGGCUUUCAACACCGAACAUUUUAAGAAGGCCGAGCGCUUUUCUGGGCAGUGCUUUAUGCCACCAUGGACGUUGACGGAGAUGCUGAGUGCAGAGGUCAUGGCCUUACACAAGCUGAAUGAGGAGGUUGUCAAGGAACGCUUCGGCAUCUUUGGUGGCACUGCGAGGCUUGUUUUGGAGAGGGACGAGACAAGGGCAGAGAAUGACAAGGAGAGGCUCGUUGAGGCCGUGCAGUCAGCAGAUGCGCUGCAAUCCCUGAAAGUAUCGUCUGACAUGAAAGCCAUAAGCAAGACGACGCAUUUGCUGGUGAAGAUGCACCCAAAGCGGGAGUUCAGCUGGUUUGAUGUGCAGUUGUCGUCUCCCUAUGUUCGGCAAGAGCUGGUGAAGCAAAAUAGACAGGACAACUCCGAAGAACUUUGGAAAAGGAUGCGGGAAGGAAUGAUUACUGGCAUCGGUUUUGCAUUGUUUGAGGAAGAGUUCCACCAGUUCAUGCAGGACAAGUCCAUCGGCAAGUUCAAGCUCCGAGCCAGAUGCUUGACAGCUGAGGGGAAGGGGUCUGAUACAACACAGGAACUCCAAGGUGGUCUUGAAGGAGUGCUGAUUUCGGGCAAUCCCGCAGCAGACAUCAAGGAUGGCGAAUACUACCAGCCGCAGAGCAAAAACUUUCCUGCCUUUGACUCAUGGACCUCACAGGGCGUUUUUCAGCUGACGAUUGCCGAUACACAUGACAUCACCUUCAAUGACAGUGGCAAGGCAAUGGACGUGACGAAGACGCAGGCGUCUAAGAUUGUGGAUGCACUUUGCAAGAAGCAUGACAGCAAAGCCAAAUUCUUCUUUGUCGUUCCGCAGUUUCAGUUUGAUAAGUGGAAGACUGUGCAGACAGUGAAACAGCCAGAGAUGGCUGAGAAGAUUGAGCAAUGGGUCGUGUGCUUUGAACAGAACCUUCCGAAGUGA
Cladocopium goreaui is the source of this 1401-nucleotide messenger RNA. NCBI's taxonomy places the organism in Eukaryota, Dinophyceae, Suessiales, Symbiodiniaceae. The record is from the annotation of a GenBank genome assembly.